AUGGUGCAACUUUUGUUCAAGUUCCUGAUUCAAGUUGGUGCAACUUUUGUUGAACUCUCCCGUAAUGAGAUUGGUAACAAGAACCUAUUACUGCUUAUACAUCAUGCUGGUUCACUUUUGCUCUCCAUGUUUGGCUCCUUCUCUAAUUACCCUGUGCAGAAGUUUCUUGAUAUGCUUGAUGAAAGGUGUCUUACGUUGAUUGCCUCUGAGUUUGAUAGUUACUUUGAGAAUUUGGUGAAAGAUCGUGUUGGGAACUAUGUAGUUCAGCGUCUCAUUUGGGGUUUUAAACGCACCGGUAUUGAUCUUCCGCACAGUCUCACCUCCGUCCUCGUCACCCGCAGUAUUCAUUUGUGUAAGCAUAGAUAUGGUUAUCAAGUCAUUGAGGCCUUUGACAGAUCCACUCGUCUAGCUUGA
Messenger RNA from Arabidopsis thaliana (thale cress), 414 nucleotides. It is a transcript of the gene PUM25, whose product is annotated as pumilio 25. The record is from RefSeq and is marked reviewed. The coding region runs from base 1 to 414 and encodes 137 amino acids. The transcript has 2 exons. Lineage: Eukaryota; Viridiplantae; Streptophyta; Magnoliopsida; Brassicales; Brassicaceae. Gene Ontology annotation, cellular component: cytoplasm.